Amorphotheca resinae ATCC 22711 is the source of this 3477-nucleotide messenger RNA. RefSeq lists its product as hypothetical. Gene Ontology annotation, biological process: protein transport to vacuole involved in ubiquitin-dependent protein catabolic process via the multivesicular body sorting pathway. Lineage: Eukaryota; Fungi; Ascomycota; Leotiomycetes; Helotiales; Amorphothecaceae. The transcript is spliced from 2 exons. Gene Ontology annotation, cellular component: ESCRT-0 complex. The record is from RefSeq and is a predicted model, not a curated record. The coding region runs from base 1 to 3477 and encodes 1158 amino acids. Gene Ontology annotation, molecular function: protein binding.
AUGUCAAUUCCACCAUUCAAAGUCAAGGCAAUAUUCGAAUACACCUCUCCACACGAAGAUGAUCUUCACUUCGCGAGCGGACAGAUAAUCACAGUGACGGAUGAGGAAGAUGAGGACUGGUACAAUGGCGAAUACGUUGACGCUUCCGGCGUGAAGCAGGAGGGCAUUUUCCCUAGGAAUUUCGUGGAGAAAUAUGAACCUACUGCUCCUCCGAGGCCGACUCGUAUUAGCCGUCCAAAGAAAGAGGCCGACCCUCCUGAACCCGCACCCGCACCUGUACCAGCACCCGAGCCUGCACUCGAGCCAGAGGAACCAGAGCCUCAAGUACAAGCUCCUCCCAUUGCCAGGGAGCCAAGUCCCAAACCUGAGGCGGUAUCAGCUCCGGUGGUUCCUAAGCCUGCAGAAGCUUCUCCCCCAACUGCUCCUAAGCCUGCAUCCUCCUCGAAGCCAGCUCCUCCACCCGUAUCCGAAAAGCCCAGUGGCAGCUCCUUCAGAGAUCGUAUUGCAGCAUUUAACAAAGCAGCACCACCUGUUGCUCCAUUUAAACCUGGCGGAUUGAGCUCCGGAGGAUCAAACAGCUUUAUCAAGAAACCUUUCGUUGCGCCACCUCCGAGUAAGAAUGCAUACGUACCGAUACCUCGCGAACCCCCGCCGCAGUUAAUAUACAAACGAGAGGAGGAUCCCGAGAUAGCAGCCAGAGAAUCGGAAAAUCUUGAGCAGGCAGAAAAGGCGGGAUUGGCACCUUCAUCUAACGAUGCCGAUGCUGAGGAACAGCCUAAACCCACCAGCCUCAAAGAGCGAAUUGCACUAUUGCAGAAGCAGCAAGCAGAGCAAGCUGCUCGACAUGCAGACGCAGCACAGAAGAAGGAAAAGCCAAAACGCCCAGCCAAGAAGAAAACAGAAUCGAACAACACGGAGGGGGCUGAGGAGGGUGAGGGAUCUACAUUGGAAAGACGAGACACUGAAGAGACUGCUGGGAAGCAUUCAAUGGAUUCGUUGAGGGAGGAGCCCAAUCUGCCUAGAAGAACCAAGUCUUCAAGAAGUGCUGCUACUCCCGGUCACAAUCGGAAGUCAUCGGCCGAUGGCAAUGACGCAGAUAUGUCAGGAGCCGGUGAUACAACUGAAGAGCCCGAAGAAAUGUCUACGGGCCGGGAUGACAGCGACGAAAGGCCCAAAAGCAGGGCUCCUCCGCCCCGUGAGCCCGACGUUGGGGAAGAAGAGGGGGCUUCUGAGGAACCGGAAGACGAAGCUGACGAGGAUGAAGAGGAAGAUGACAUCGACCCCGAAAUUCGACGAAAGGAAGAAUUACGGGCACGUAUGGCCAAGAUGAGUGGCGGGAUGGGAAUGCAUGGCAUGUUUGGACCACCUAUAGGCAUGCCAAUGCCAGGUCCGGCAUUGCCCAAAAAGAAGAAAUCCACUGGUACCAGCGAGAGGCGCUCCAGCGAACAGGGAGAAGAUGUACCAUCCCCAACCACACGCGCACCUCCUGUCCCUAUGAUUCCACUGCCUGGGUUGUCUAUGCCGGGGAUGACUAGAGUUCGUAGUCCAGAGGAGAUCGACAAAAAGCUCGAGGACGAUGAUGAUCAAACCCCUGUUGUCAAGGCUAGACCGGCUAGCGAGAUAGCGGACGUUGAAGAGGUUGUUCCUGAAAGAGGUGCUCCCCCGCCGCCGGUACCAGGAGGAAGACCCGCACCUCCUCCGGUACCAAAAGAAUCACGGCCUGUUGCUCCGCCUCCUCCACAGCCUACGAACCCAAGCGCUGGAUCCGAAUCAGAUGAUGAGCUAUCUGAACAUGCUCACAACCUGUCUUUGAUAACGCCCACAGCGGAAGCGCCUCGUCCUCCAACAAGAGCCCCCGAAGGACCGGGGUCUCCAACUUCAAAAAGAGUAUCUUACUUUUCAGCCGAUCCCCCUAUUCCUUCGUCUCCCACGGUACCAGGGGGUAAUAAAGAAAAACGGGCCAGCAGAAUACCUCCAAUUCCCGGAGCCGCUACGCCUGUCGCUGCUCCUCAGAGUCGGGCGCCACCACCUCCACCUCCCACAGGACCUUUGAGUCGAUCAUCAACUGGUGACCAGCAAGUUUUGUCGUCUCCAAAGCAUGUACCUCAAGAACCAAGCGACGAGGGAGAAGUUACAGAAUACGAAGGCGAUUACGAUACUGAUAUUGCCCCUACCGCGCUGCAUAAGGAUGCUCUAAAGGCCCACGCAAAAGAGUCAAGCUUCGAUGACGUUACCUCUGGCCACUCUUCAGUUGGUUCAGCCCCAACGGCGCCACCUUCCAUUCCUUCGGUCUCUGCUCCACGCGGGGCGCCUCCGCCGUUGCCAUCACAACCACCGCCCAAUGCACGACAAUCAUCUGAGAUGCCGAGAGCUGCUCCCCCACCUCCUCCGCCGCAUGCAAAGAUACCGACCCCUCGGGAGCAGGAAGAUGACGAAUAUGACCCUUUCAGAUACACUACCACUAGCGCUCCUACCUUUGGCGGGCCAAUACCUCAGAACGAAAGACGGGAGGAAGAUCUGUACUCAUCGUCGCCGCCAAGAUCUCCUGUGCCACCGCCUCAUGAUCGCGUCGCUCCACCACCACCCCGCGAAGCGCCAGCUGCUAGUGCCAGUCGGGCGCCGGCUCGACAGUCUCUCGAUAUCAGUCGGUCAGCAGCUCCUUCAAGGAGAUCUGUAGACCUUAGUAGAAUGUCCAUGGAUCACGGGUAUGUAGCCAAUGAAGUGGAUCUGGCGAGAGGCUCCCUAUGGUGGACACAGCCCAAUGGUACUCCGCCCGCGUACUUUGGCAGAAAGGAUAUUCUAUAUGAGUUUGAGGAGUCCACUUCGUCAAGCCGGGGUGGAAGGACUACUGUGACGAAGGAGCUCUACAUUCUGUUCCAGGAUUACUCCCAAACCAUCAUCACGGCCCAAUUCGAUGCUCAAGAUCCCGGGGAUGUCAAACUGGAACAAAGACAGGAGCCACCGCCAUCCCGCUUGCGUCAAGACCAACUCGAACAAGCACAUGACAAGUUUGGGCGCCGCAUCUACGAAGCCGUGACAGCCAAGAAGGAGACGGUGGUUGGCGAUGGGACACCCCAGGGCUUGAUCCAGGAGCUUCUCAAGCCCCUCGCGGAUGCUCUCCAGCCUAUCGGCACACGUGCGUACGGCGCUGUCGUCUACGCCAAUCUUGCCAAUGCCUCCACUCAGCAGAACGACGAGAUCAGACCGGGAGAUAUCAUUUCGCUGCGGAAUGCCAAAUUCCAAGGGAAGCACGGCCCCAUGCAUGCGAAGUACAGUGUGGAAGUCGGCAAGCCGGAUCACGUAGCAGUGGUAGCCGAGUGGGAUGGCACCAAGAAGAAAGUGCGGGCCUGGGAGCAAGGCCGGGAGAGCAAGAAGGUCAAACUCGAGAGCUUCAAACUGGAUGAUCUCAGGAGCGGGGAAGUGAAGAUCUGGAGAGUUAUGCCGCGAAGUUGGGUGGGAUGGUCAGGUCAGAAUUAA